UGUUGGUUAGUUUAGUUUGAAAAAAAAAAAAAAAAAGUUUACUUAUCGGCGGUUCGUGUUUUUGGUGUUUAAUGAGUUACUAACUUUUAUUUUGUAAAAGCAACAGCGCAGUGCAAAAGUUGAUAUGUGAUGUGUGUGUGAUGUGUCAGACUUAUCUACAAAAGAAAUGUAAAUUCUGAAGGUUCACUUUGUUGGAUAGGAAUAUGCCAACUAAAGCAUCCAAGAAAGUUGUUGGAAUGAUUAUAAGGAGCAGAAAAACAAUAAUGAAGGAUGGCGUAAUGACGACUUCAGGAAUUGGAGAGCCCAGCAUAUACCAUGCCCUUGUUGUCAUAUUUCUGGAAUUCUUUGCAUGGGGACUUUUGACUAUGCCCAUUAUUUCUGUUCUCAAUGAAACAUUUCCAGAUCACACAUUCCUUAUGAAUGGACUAAUUAUGGGAAUUAAGGGGUUUCUGUCUUUUCUAAGUGCACCAUUAAUCGGUGCACUGUCUGAUGUUUGGGGCCGGAAGUUUUUCCUAUUAAUAACAGUAUUUUUUACCUGUGCACCAAUACCACUGAUGACUAUCAACACAUGGUGGUUUUUUGCCAUGAUCAGCAUAUCAGGGGUUUUUGCUGUAACGUUCUCGGUCGUGUUUGCCUAUGUUGCGGAUGUUACAGAAGAGCAUGAACGAAGUCUUGCUUAUGGCCUUGUUUCUGCAACAUUUGCAGCAAGUAUGGUUAUCAGCCCAGCAUUGGGAGCGUAUAUGAUGGAUGCCUACAGUGAAAAUUUAGUUGUUGCAUUGGCCACAGCAAUAGCUAUACUUGAUGUAUUUUUUAUUCUUGUGGCUGUUCCUGAAUCCCUUCCAGAAAAAGUCCGACCAUCAUCGUGGGGUGCACCUAUUUCUUGGGAACAAGCUGAUCCAUUUGCAGCACUUCGUAAGGUUGGCAAGGACCACACCAUACUUAUGCUGUGUGUGACAGUGUUUUUAUCGUACUUACCUGAAGCUGGACAGUAUUCAUGCAUUUUUGUUUAUCUCAAAUUGGUGAUGGAUUUUAGUGUUGUAAUGGUCGCUGUCUUUAUUGCCACAGUGGGUAUACUGUCUGUUGGUGCGCAGAUAAUUUUAGGAUUCCUAAUGCGUUCUUUGGGCAGUAAGCACACAAUUAUUGUUGGUCUUGUGUUUGAAAUGUUGCAACUAAUGUGGUAUGGAUUCGGCUCACAAACAUGGAUGAUGUGGGCCGCUGGGGUCCUGGCUUCAAUCUCUAGCAUCACAUAUCCUGCUAUUAGUGCCUUUGUAUCAAUGCAUUCUGAUGCAGACAAACAAGGGUUAGUACAAGGAAUGGUAACUGGAAUGAGAGGGCUCUGUAAUGGCCUCGGACCUGCUAUGUUUGGUGUAAUAUUCUACCUCUUUCAUGUUGACUUAAAUGAAGAUCCUUCAAAAAUAAGAUCUGAACGUCCUAUUAAUUUGGGAGAUAAUGGUACCACAGGACAGAUGCACGAUUCUUUACAACCUUUGGUUCCUGGUCCACCAUUUGUUUUUGGUUCCUUUUUGGUGAUCUGUGCUUUGCUGGUAGCAGUUUUCAUUCCUGAAGGCAACUCUAUGGGUUCCAACCUUCGAACUAAUUCACGGAGACAAUCUGGUCUCUCAAUGGAGGUGCAUUAUGAAGUAGAGCGUAGCAAAAAGCACGAUGGAGUGAGUCCUCUGUCACCACUUGUUGACAAUUCUGCCAUCCUGUAGCAUAAGUGAAA
Molecule: messenger RNA, 1723 nt
Organism: Schistocerca piceifrons (Central American locust)
Lineage: Eukaryota; Metazoa; Arthropoda; Insecta; Orthoptera; Acrididae
Product: hippocampus abundant transcript 1 protein
Exons: 12
Coding region: 204-1712 (502 amino acids)
Biological process (GO): transmembrane transport
Cellular component (GO): membrane
Molecular function (GO): transmembrane transporter activity
Source: RefSeq, a predicted model, not a curated record